AGAAGGGCUUAUUAGAGCAACAACAAUUGAGAGAUCCAGAAAGCAGAGAGAUCGGAGAUGUCGAUACUGUGGGAAAAGAGCCAGACCUGGCGGUGGCUAGUGAGGCGGACUAGGGAUUCGAAGCCCUUCUUCUUGGCCUUCGCCACCAUCUGCGGCGUCGUUCCCGGUGUCAUUGGUUACGGCGUCAUGCAACUCACCAACUCCCGCAACCCUCAGUUGGAGGCCCAGCUCCGCCAAAACGCCCGCCCCGAAUCCCUCAUGAUGGGGAAAGUGAAUCAGGAGCGAUUAGCGGAGUACCUUGGGGAGCUCCAGCGGAAAGAGGAUACGAUCGAUCGAUAUGUAGCUGCUUUGAGGGGGGAGACAUUGACUAGGACUCCUUACCAGAGAAUUCAGCCUGUUCCUAAGCAAAACCCUGAAACUGAUAAUCAACAGAAGAAGAAGAACACCGGGAAGGCUUAGGUUUGGCCAUUAAACUUUGCACUGGUUAAUAUCAUCCGUGGGUAAUGUUUUUGAAAUACUGUAAAGGUUCUUUCAGCUCACAGAUUUAUGAUUCUUUUUAUGAUUAUGCUUUGCUUCUUCAGAAUAACAUUUGAACGUGCAACGUUUGGCUUUGCAUAUGAAUUUGGGUGGUUUCUUUCUCAUUUCAUAGUCUAAAAUUUGCAAUUGUUAGGGUAUGGACUUCGAAUUGUACACACCCGAAACCAUUUUAGUGUUUACUUUGAUUCUUGUGUUAAUUGUGUCUUUGCCUCUGGAGUGGUUAUUUGAAGUAAAGCAGAGCUACCUUUUACUCUGCAUUGCUCCUUCAUGGUA
Messenger RNA from Hibiscus syriacus, 810 nucleotides. RefSeq lists its product as uncharacterized. NCBI's taxonomy places the organism in Eukaryota, Viridiplantae, Streptophyta, Magnoliopsida, Malvales, Malvaceae. The record is from RefSeq and is a predicted model, not a curated record. Bases 58 to 459 code for a protein of 133 amino acids. The transcript has 3 exons.